Messenger RNA from Panonychus citri (citrus red mite), 2067 nucleotides. RefSeq lists its product as uncharacterized. The transcript is spliced from 7 exons. Gene Ontology annotation, molecular function: protein binding. The record is from RefSeq and is a predicted model, not a curated record. NCBI's taxonomy places the organism in Eukaryota, Metazoa, Arthropoda, Arachnida, Trombidiformes, Tetranychidae. Bases 356 to 1705 code for a protein of 449 amino acids.
UUUUCUCUUUCUCUUCUUCCCUUUCGACGCUUUUGUUUACAUUUUGCUUUUUUUUUCUUUUCUUUUUUGUGCUUUUUUCCAUUGUCAUUGUUGUUAAUUCAACCUUAAUUCACCAGAUAAUCAACCAAUCAAUUAGAUGUUGAUGGUUUCAAGAUAAUUCAUGAUCUAUUCCAGAUAAAGUCUCAAAUCCUUUUCCUUUUUUGUUUUAAUCAUUUCUGUCUAUAAACACCAACUUAGAUUUUUAAAUUUCUUCUUCUCCAUUGAUUUUUUUGAUCUUAUGUUUUUAUUCAACGUUUUCGAAAUUCAAGUGACCACAAUUUAGUUAAUUCUGUUCUACUGAAGAAGAAGAGGAAAAAUGAAUGUUCAUUAUCUUCCCAAUGAAAUAUUGGUCAAAAUAAUUCAUUCGCUUACAAAUUUAAACGAUGUUCUCAAUUGUAGACGAGUUUGUCGCCAUUGGAAUAAUCUAAUUCUCAAAUUUGGAACCAAAGUUGAAACCUUAUACUACAACGUUUCUAGUGAUAUCAUCAAAGAUUAUGAAGGUCAAAAUGUCAUAGCUCAAAACAAGCGAUUGAGAAGACGAAAUCUUAAAUUUUUAUUCAGCCUUUUACCCAAUUUGAAGCGCAUUGGAAUUCAUGGUUGCUCUCCGAGGCCUAUCAUUUAUGAUCUUAUUGGUGACUAUUUUAAGCACCUUCAAGGCCUCUGUGUAUCGGACACAACUCUAUCUGAAGAUAGUUUUAUUCGCUUGAUGGAAAGUUUACCAAAUCUUAAGAUUCUGACUUUUUCUAGAAAAGCUAAAGAUUUCGACAAAGAAAUGCCAACUAUCGAUAUAACCCAAGGACUUAAAAUUGCUUCUUCUUUGAAAUCCAUUCAUUUGUCUGGUAAUUUCGAGAUUGAUGAUUCCUUCCAGUUCCAUGAGUCUCUUGAAGAGUUGGAUAUUGAUUUUGUCGACGAUUUUCAUUACUUUAGUCCACUAAAUUAUGAGAAUUUGCUGCAAAAAUGUGUCAACUUGCGAAGACUUUGUGUUUAUGGAUUUUUCCCCUUGAUGGUUGUUUUCCAUAAUACUUUUCCAAAACUCGAACAUUUUGAAUGGAAUAAGAAAGAUGAUUCUCAUGAUUUCGAGGUCCUUGAAUAUGUUGAGACAAUAAGAGCCGCUCGUGAUUUCAACAGUUUACCGAACCUAAAGACUCUUGUGAUCAAAUUUUUUGACGAUGUAUUAAAUUGUGGACUCAAUGAUGUAUCGGAAGAUGAAUUAUUAUAUGCAACCUGUGAUAUGCAAAUGUAUUUAGUGAACUUCUUACCCAAUUUGAAAAAUUUAUGCCUUGACUCGGGAUGUGAUCUUAAAGUGUUGACAGAUAAAUGUCCCAAAAUUGAGCGACUUCAAUUUAACGGAUCUCUUACACCUAAAUUAGAAGACUCGUUAUGCCAUUUAUUUGGUAAUUUGAAACAUCUAAAAGAGCUUCGAGUUGUAAGUCGAUGUAUAACUGUGGCCUGCAUUCGAAUUAUCGUUGAUGCCUGUAAAAAUCUCGAAAGACUUUACCUGGACGGAUCAUUUUCAUCUAAUGAAGGAAGAGCAAUAUUAACCAAAUUAUGUUCUGAACUAAAUCGCGAAAUUAUUUUUGACGAAGAUACUAAAUGCUAUGAAACAUUCUGGCGAGAUGAUUGGUUGAACAAAUUUAUCGAUCCAACUCCGGAAGAUUGUUACUAAAUCAAUGGAUAUAAUUAAGAUAUAUAUGACGUCCAAUCAAAAUCACCAAUCAAAUUAUAAUCAAAGGCUCAUUGUGAUUGUUGUCAAGUUUAAAAACGAAAAGCAAAAUCAAAGUUUUCUCCUCUAUGCAAAAAAGACGUAAACAAAAAUCUACUAUUGCAAAAACUAUCAUAUUUAUCACCUCUAAUUCCUGUAAAUUCAUUCAUGUUUUGACCUUCUUUUUUUGAUCUCAUUACACUUUAACCUUUCAUAGAAAACAAAAACAAAAACAUUUGAAAAGUUUUCAUUCAAUUGUAUUGUAAAUGACAAAUCUUCAACCAUUCAAUUGGACUAUUUGAAUAAUACACUUAUUUUAAAUAUAA